Molecule: messenger RNA, 2372 nt
Organism: Gastrolobium bilobum
Lineage: Eukaryota; Viridiplantae; Streptophyta; Magnoliopsida; Fabales; Fabaceae
Product: probable glutamate carboxypeptidase AMP1
Exons: 10
Coding region: 127-2211 (694 amino acids)
Molecular function (GO): carboxypeptidase activity
Source: RefSeq, a predicted model, not a curated record
UCAAAAAAGCAAAACGCACAAGCGUUACACUCGAAGCAAGUAAUAAGUAGUUAAAAAAACUCAAUCUUUCUUUCUCCAUCAAACACAGCUUGCUCUGUUUCUUCUUCUCUUUCUUCUAAUAAGAAAAUGAUGGCAAAACCCACCACCGUUUUCGCUACAAAGCCCUCACCUUUAAGCUUGUUCGUGGUGAUACUGAUCCUCUGCAUUCUGGGUUUUUACGUCCUUCAUCACCCUCACUCUUCUGCACCUUCAUCAACUUCCCAAAACGCUUCACACUUUCAAAAUCUCUUCCUUUCCACUUCCUCAAACUCCACAAUCUCCUCCUACCUCCGCGCCCUCACCCUGCACCCUCACCUCGCCGGAACAAAACCCGCUUCCGACACCACCCGCUACGUCCUCAACCACUUCACUUCCCUGGGCCUCCACGCUCACACUGCAACCUACAAAACUCUUCUCUCCUACCCUCUGCGCUCCUCCAUCACCGCGCAUUUUAGCAACGGCUCCUACGUGGACCUUCCCCUCACAGAACCGGCCGGUCCGGGUGUGGUGCCGGCCUACCACGCGUACUCGCCUUCCGGUUCGGCGUUCGCGAGGGUGGUGUUCGUGAACUACGGCGGGGAGAAGGACUAUCAUGCGCUGGGGUUGUUGGGAGUGAACGUUAGCGGGUGCAUAGUGUUAGCUAGGAGAGGCGGGGGCUUGGGGAGGAGCGCGGUGGUUGAGAUGGCGGAGGCGAAUGGGGCGGUGGCGGUGCUUGUUUACGGCGACGGUGACACGUGGAGUAAAGGGUUUGAGAGAGGUCACGUGAUGAGGGGGAUAGGGGACCCACUUAGCCCUGGUUGGGCUGGGGUUGAUGGUGGCGAGAGCUUGGGUUUAGAAGAUAGUGAGGUUUUGAAAAGGUUCCCCAAAAUUCCAUCUAUGCCCCUUUCCUCUGAGAUUGCUAACUCCAUUUUGUAUUCACUUGGAGGUGCUCCGGUGCCCCUAGAAUGGAGGGGCACCCUGCGGUCUAAGGUCAUGCAUGUUGGUCCUGGCCCCACAAUACUCAAUUUCACUUACCAGGGUGAAAAGAAGAUGGCCACCAUUCAGAAUGUUUUUGCUGUGAUAAAGGGAUCGGAAGAACCUGAUCGGUAUGUUCUGCUUGGGAACCAUAGAGAUGCAUGGACAUAUGGUGCUGUUGAUCCCAGCAGCGGGACAGCUUCCCUACUUGACAUUGCUCGUCGGUUUUCAAUUCUUUCGAGUUCGGGUUGGGAGCCUAAGAGGACAAUUAUUCUCUGCAGUUGGGAUGCAGAGGAAUUUGGAAUGAUAGGAUCCACUGAGUGGGUUGAACAAAACCUCAUCAAUCUGGGUUCCAAAGCUGUAGCAUACCUUAAUGUGGACUGCGCUGUUCAAGGCCCUGGUUUCUUUGUUCGCUCUACUCCUCAGCUCGACAGUCUUAUUCUUGAGGUCACAAAAAAGGUCAAGGAUCCUGACUCUGAGGGUGUAUCGGUGUAUGAGAAUUGGGCUGCAGCUGGUGGUGACAAUAAUAUUCAGAGGCUCAGUGGAGUUGAUUCUGAUUAUGCUCCGUUUGUGCAACAUGCAGGGGUUCCAUCUAUUGAUAUGUAUUAUGGAAGAGAUUUUCCUGUCUAUCACACAGCUUUUGACUCCUAUAACUGGAUGACAGAGUAUGGAGAUCCAUUCUUCCUGCGGCAUGUUGCUGUUACUGGAGUUUGGGGGCUUCUUGCUCUUCACCUGGCUGAUGAUUCCAUUCUUCCUUUCGAUUACGUUUCUUAUGCAAAUGAGUUGCAGCUGUACAAGAACAUAUUGAGCAACUUGUUAGACCAGCAAAUUUCUCUGCAUCCGUUAACUAUGUCAAUUCAAGAAUUUGCUUCUGCUGCCAAAGAAGCUAAUAAUGAAUCAAAGAAACUGAGAUUGCAAGAAACUGCAGGUUGUUUUGUUGAUAUGAAAAAGCGAGCAUUUAAUGAUAGACUAAUGCUUGCUGAAAAAGGCUUCCUUGAUGCAGAUGGACUUAAAGGAAGGAAGUGGUUCAAGCAUCUUGUGUUUGGGCCUUCCAACGACCAUGAAAGGUUGGAUUUCUUCCCAGGGAUUACUGAUUCUAUCACUCGGUCAACAGGUAUAAUUGAAAGAGAAAGGCUCACAGCAGUUCAACAUGAGAUCUGGAGGGUUGCCAGAGCCAUUCAAAGAGCUGCUUCUGCACUGAGAGGAGAAUUAACCUAAAAACUCAGGAAAAAAAAAAACAAAAUCUAUGUUCUAGUUGGCUGUAAAUAUUAGUUCUUUUUUUUUUUCCAUACCAGUAUUUAGCUGCAUUUGACGUGUUUAUCUGUACAUUAAGUUCUUAAUAGGGAAAUGGAUAUGUCACCAGUUUUUGUCAUGUUUGG